This is a messenger RNA of Fulvia fulva, 1314 nucleotides long. RefSeq names its product L-threonate dehydrogenase. Gene Ontology annotation, molecular function: oxidoreductase activity; NAD binding; NADP binding. Lineage: Eukaryota; Fungi; Ascomycota; Dothideomycetes; Mycosphaerellales; Mycosphaerellaceae. The record is from RefSeq and is a predicted model, not a curated record. The transcript has a single exon. Bases 1 to 1314 code for a protein of 437 amino acids.
AUGGCUGACACCAAGCCCGUCAUCGGCUUCGCAGGCCUUGGAGCCAUGGGAGGUGGCAUGGCAAAGAACUUGGUCCAAAAUGGCUUCACAGUCUAUGGCUACGACGUCUACCAGCCUCUGGUUGACAGCUUUGUGGAGGCAGGUGGCAAGGCAGCAAAGACGCCCAAGGAAGCUGCAGCCCAGGCAGACUUCUUCGUAUCGAUGGUGGCCAAUGCAGCACAGAACUCAAGCCUGCUUUUUGAAGGCGAAGAUGCUGUCAUCAAAGGUCUUGGACAGGGAAAGACUUUCAUCUUGUGCUCGACCACCCCUCCAGCUUUUCUACACGAGCUGAGGGAGAGACUCGAUGAGGAGGUUGGACGAUCCGAUAUCAAGCUACUGGAUUGUCCUGUAUCUGGAGGAACGAUUCGAGCAGCAGAUGGCACGCUGUCGAUAUUUGAGUCUGGGCCAAACGAAGAUCUUGAUAACGCGAAGCAGGUACUUCAGACCAUGUCUGCUAACCUCUAUCGCAUGGGUGGCAUCAGCUUCGGAACGAAGACCAAGACAGUCCAUCAGCUUCUCGCAGCCACCAACAUCAUCUCAGCAUCCGAAGCCGUGGGUCUGGCAGCGACCGUAGGCCUAAACACCCAAGCCGUAGUAGACCACGUCAACACAUCCGACGGCGCCAGCUUCAUGUUCGAGAACAGAGCACCACACAUGCUCAAAAACGACUGGCACCCCUACUCAGCCCUCGCCAUAAUCUGGAAAGACGCCGCCAUCGUCACAGACACAGCACGAAAAGCCCUUAUCCCCACGCCGGUCGCAGACACCGCCGAGCAAAUGUACAUCAAAGGCGGCCAAGCGGGCCUAACCAAAGUCGACGACGCAGCCCUCGUCCAACUCUACCUCCCCAAAUCCCAACCCCACCUCGUCAGCCAAAUGACCUCCGCCGACGUCGCCAUGAAUUCCUCCCACAAAGUAAGCAAAGACACGAUCGUCGACCUCCUCGCCGGCAUUCAUCUCGCCGCCUCGAUAGAAGGGAUGGCGUUCUGUAAAGACCUAGGCAUGGACCGCAAGACGUUGUACGAAAUUAUCUCGAAAGCAGCAGGUUGGAACGCGAUGUUCACAAAAUACAUCCCCGCCAUGCUUGAGAAGGACUCCUGGACCCUCGCGGACUGUCCUGGGGCAGCUGAAGUUGGGCAGAAAUUGGCCGACGCUGUGCAGAAGGCGCAGGCGAUCAAGUACCCGACUCCCAUGGCGUCGAGUGCGUUGCAGCAGUUUUCUUUUGCUACGCUUGUGGAUAAGAGUGUUAGUGGGCAGGAUCGGCAUAGUAGAUAG